AUGGCGUUCCAGACGCCGAUGCACGCGCUCGGGCUGCCGCAGACCCGUGCUCGUAGCCGAGACGCUAUGGGCGCCAAGGAGGCUGCGCUGUUCCGUCGGCGACGCGCGAUCGCAGGCGUGGUGGUCACAGCGCUGUGUCUGUCUGUGCUUAUGACCUGGCGCCUCUUCAUGCAGCUGCCGCCCUCCCGCAACAUUCAGGAGCGCCAAGUGUCACGAGGAUUCCGUGAUGACAAGCAGAUCGUGAUGGUGCUCACCCACUUCCGAGACAGCGACGCGUGCGCCCAGACGCUCGUUGACGCGCUCACAAACGCGUUUCUGUCGUCACGAGUUCACUUCCGCGUGUUCGAAGAGCUGUACCUGGCGGAGGAGCAGACGUGUGCGCGGCGCUUCUGCGAGCUAAAACCCAAGGACUGCAAGCAAUUGCUGCGAUCGGGGCAGCUACGCACGCAAAGGAGGGACGCCUCGGGAGCUGUUGGGAGUACGGUGGCUAAAUACAUCGCCGAAGGAAUGGUGGAGCGCAAGUUCUUGGACCAUUUCUAUCUGUCGGUGGAUCCGGCGGUCGUGGUUUUCACGGAUAGCUGGGACCUCAACCUGCUGAAGCAAUGGUACAACGUGGGCAAUGACAUGGCUAUCCUGAGCGUCGCCCCCAAGUCUGUCGAGCUACAAGGUUUGACGAAUUCUACUAUGCUCGUGCAGUGUUCCGCUCGGAUCCACUCGAAGGACCAAGACGCAGUCGUUGAGUACAACGCUCCUGAGCCCAUUCCCCGUCAGGGCGCUGCGCUGCUUUCUCCUGUGCUGCAAACGCAGUACACUGAAGUGUUUCACUUCGGUCCGACUCACGCGCUUUUCGACGUGCGCUCGGAUCCGCACACGCCGUUGAUCUCGGCUGGACAAGAGUACGCCCGGGCCACGCGCUUCUGGACGCGCGGCUACGACUUCUACGCACCCAACGAAGACGUUUUGUUUGCGCGGUACAAGUGGCAGGAGCCCCCGCUCCCUAUGUCUAGCGGCAGCCUUGGCGACCGAACGGAGCAGCAGCGACAGCGCAGAGUGGACGAGGCCAACCGCCGCAUCCGCCGGCUGCUGGGACUACCAGUGUCCGCACAGGAUGGCCAACUGGAGCAGGCCGAAGUGUACGGGGUGGGCAAGAAUCGCACUAUGGAGGCCUGGCGGAGGUUUUCCGGCGUGGAUCCGCGUGCGGCCUACAACGAGUCCACCACGAACCAGUUUACGCUCUGUGGUGCGGUAGCGACCGGCAAGGUGCACUAUGUGCCGUACUAACCGUGAUUUACUGUACAAUAACGAUUAGUACACGAUGGUCUAUU
Messenger RNA from Phytophthora sojae, 1325 nucleotides. RefSeq lists its product as hypothetical. The transcript is spliced from 2 exons. The record is from RefSeq and is a predicted model, not a curated record. The coding region runs from base 1 to 1281 and encodes 426 amino acids. Lineage: Eukaryota; Oomycota; Peronosporomycetes; Peronosporales; Peronosporaceae.